This is a messenger RNA of Gregarina niphandrodes, 8838 nucleotides long. RefSeq lists its product as hypothetical. Lineage: Eukaryota; Apicomplexa; Conoidasida; Eugregarinorida; Gregarinidae. The transcript is spliced from 2 exons. Bases 1 to 8838 code for a protein of 2945 amino acids. The record is from RefSeq and is a predicted model, not a curated record.
AUGAUUUCUGCCGCGGAAUUGGUGGUGGACCAGGAAGCAUACACCCCAUCAUCUGAGGGACAGCCUGAAGGAGAGUCCGACGGAACUUCAGUAGACGGUGUGCCCGUAGCCCAAGAGCCAGUUAGAGAGCGGCCAGAGAGCGUGAAGUCGGUGGACAUGUGGUCCGGUGAGGCAGAACGGAGGGCUUGGGAGCACGAGGAGGCGCCAAGCCCGGCCCCCACGGAUAGCGACGACGUCAACUGCCCAUCCGUGGAUCCAGACAUUCCCAAGUUGCUGACCACAAGUCGAAGCUCCGAGAAGUUUCGCCCUCCCACUCAAACGGAGCGCGAGCUAGAUGGCUACCACCGGGGUAGUAGCUACCACCGGGGUAGUGACUACAACCGGGAUGAUGGCUACCACCGGGAUGGUGAUUAUCAACCAAGAGGUUAUGCGGACUUAAACGACGACGACGACGACGCCAUUUCGAGCGACGGAACGGGCUUCAAUGAUGAAGAAGCAAACGACGACGGCAGUUUUAGCACCCCUGUGAACGGGAUCGAUUUUAGCCCAACCAAUGUAGAUAUAUCAAGCAGUCGGUUGGGUCUCGAUUGCCACACCGACCCUCUCGGCUCGGCAGUCAUUAAAAGCGAUUUAUACGAUCAUCUAAGCCAAAAUUCGUGUUUUGCCGUCGAAGAAACACAACUAGCGUCCCGCGUGGACCUAUCUGGAAUAGAGAUGGAAGCGUCUGCAAUAGAGGUGGAAGAAUCUGGCAUAGAACUAGAAGCAUCUGGUAUAGAGCUUGAAGCAUCUGGUAUAGAGCUUGAAGCAUCUGGUGUGGAGCUGAUCGCAUCUGGAAUCGAACUAGAAGCAUCUGGUAUGGAGCUAGAGCUAGAAGCAUCGGGUAUAGAGCUGGAAACAUCUAGAAUCGAACUAGUAGCAUCUGGCAUGGAGCUGGAGGGUUCCGGUAUUAAGCUGGAGCUCUCUGGCAUGGGGGCCUCUGGCACAGAAAGGGCCGAUGCUUUUCAAGGAGCUGAUUCUGAAGGUGAAGGGGUUGUUUCCGAAGGUGGCGAGAGUGCGCGGGGGAGCUGUGUGGAGUUAGAGGAAGAUUUAGAAUCUGUUGAUUCUAACGAUUUUGAAGGAGAGAUCCGGAACGCAGACGAGGACGAGGACGACGUAGAUGAGGCUGGGGUGGUUGCGGAGGACGAAGACGAGAACACGACUGAGUACAAGACGGCAGAGUUCCCGGCGGUUGGAUUUCAGUCGCAGGGGUUGGACAAUGGUGAAGACCAGUUCACGCCGGACGAGAGCGAUUCCUCGGAUGUGUAUUACCGCUUUCAAGAUGGUGAUGACAGCGGGUUCGAUCCCUAUAUGCCCGCCAUUGUUGACGGUCACGCCACUGAUACCGAACCAUCCGAGAACGAACAUGGGACCAUGAAAGUUCCGGCAAGGGGUCUGCCUCGUGAGAAGACCGUCGCAGCUUCCGUCUAUGGAUGCGAUCAGAGACCGAAGAAAGACGUCUGGGAAGACGAACAUGUCUGGGAAGAUGAACGAGACGGACGAGACAGCCUUACUCCGGACGAGGAUUAUGAAACCGACUCCGACGACCCCACCAGAGACUUUGGCACCGGGCAGUUUGGCGCCACUGGGCAGUUCGGCAGCACCACUGGGCAGUUCGGCAGCGACUUCCGACCGAGUGGUUUGCAAGCAGAGGCGAAGCAGACUGGAGGACCGGGCCGCAGUGCGAGUACGGACCGCUAUUCGGAGGGUUCUGAUGGACGUGCGCAUUUGAAGCCGAGCUGUGAAGUUCGGAGCGGACAGGACUGGGUUCGAGGCCAGGGAAGUCACGAAGUACUUUCCGACUUCACAGACAGUGAGCCGACGCAGCGACGGCCCGGCAGUGGGGACGAGUACAUUUUGCGAAGCAGCACCGGAUUUGAGACUGCAGGACUGGACCGCAUUGCCGGCGCGGAUCGUACCAUGGGGAUGGACCCUGUAGGCACAAACCCUCCGAUGAGCUUGGAUCCCGCUGCUGGGGAUCAGGCUGGGGACCUGACAGUGGGGUACCACACAGCAGGUUAUCACACAGUAGGUUAUCAGCCAGCAAGUUACCAUCCUCCAGCAAGUUACCAGCCUCAAGCAAGUUACCAGCCUCCAGCAAGUUACCAGCCGCCAGUAAGUUAUCAUCCAGCAAGCUACGUGCAGGAUGGUAGGAAGAAGGAGGAUGGCGAGGUAUCGUAUCCGGUGGAGAGCGAUCACGGUCGGUCGGUGACGUCUACGGAGGAGGCAAGUCCGGGGGGUGGCGAGGAGGCGGCAAUCAGUCCGUUGCUAACAACACCAACGGACAUGCAAGAGGUUGAGGAAUUCCAGGUUUCAAGUCGCACGGUGGACACAGAUGCUGAACGGCUCUACGAGUACGUCCAUGAGGCUGACUCGACGCCUGGUCCAGAACGGACCAGCAUCGGCUUCGCUAACGAAGGCGGUAGCCUCUCACUUGACAAAGUGCGCGAACUCGCGCAACGACAGAUUCUCCAGGCCCUCAACGACACCGACGACGCUCAACAGACACCUUGGCCCGAACCGGGACGUUCGGGUCAAGGCAGCGGCCCGCGUGAUCGAGGCUUCGCCGACUACCGCCGCUCCGGCUCCGACCAUGACCAGGACGCGACCGACCAGGACGCGACCGACCAGGACGCAACGGAUCGUGACCAGGACGACGGAAGCGGUUUGGACGACCACGAGGAUGCCAGUGACCUCGACUAUGAGGAGGCGGCCGGCUAUGAGCCGGCCUACGACGCCGAAACCGAGCCAAAGGCGGGACGCAAGCCGGAGGUCGGUGACCGCCUCGGGGACUGCCAGAUCAUUGCGCCAUCGCGAGCCGAUCCGACCGGACGCGAGCGGCACGGCGCUCCACUGGUCGUGCCACACGCGUUUGUGCAGUCACUCUCCCCCCUGGAGAUCCUGCCUGAGGACGACGGACCCGCCACAGCAAGCGACCUAGAUGUCUACCGACUACCGACCCAGACGACCUCCCGGACGGCCCCGACCUCGCUGACCGGGCUGGCGGAAAGCGAGGUGGCCGCGGCCAAGUUGUCGGAAACCACUCGUGACUCCACCCGAGACUCGAAGGGUUUGUCGAGCGCCGAACUCGACACCAAGCGCAUGAAGGACGCCGGCAUCCCCAUUCUCUCGGUCACCAACCUGUCGUCAUCGACCGUUCCACCCAGCACCCGACCCACCAAAGCCCGACCCGACUCAUCCAACCGUCGAACGGAGGCGACUACUGACGUCCCAGAGACAAGGACUAUGGGCAUAGCACGAACCGAUGACGAUCCCCUCGCGACCGCCCUGGCGACUUACCCCGUUGUACCCGACCAGAUGGCGGGACUGCAGCCGGUAUUAACGCCACAACAACUCGCACUUCUCGCGAUGCCCUCCAUCAACGCGAACCCUCAACUACUCAUCCCGGGGCCGGAGUUCGCCAACUUCUCAACGUCCGGUUUUAACGGUUUCAGCAUGGCCGGCUUGAACAUGGCUGGUUUAAACAUGGCAGGCUUCACCGUGCCGGCUCCUGGCUUCACCAUGCCGGCACCUGGCGGGGUGGAUUCGCUGAUGGUUCCAAGCGGACUGCUCACUGAAGAGGUUAUGAGACUACGCGAGCAAAUGCAACUGACUGAACUGGGCCUAGUGCCUGAUGUCGGUCUGCUUCCCCAAAUGGGUCUAGGUCACGAUGCAGGUUUGCUUUCUGACAUGGGCUUGGUACCUGACAUGGGCAUACGUUUGCUUCUUGACGCGAACUUAAUUCCCGAUUCGGACUUGGUUCCUGACGCCAACUUGAUUCCUGACGGGAACGUGCUUCUCGACGCCAACAUGGUUGCCGACUCGAACUUGAUGCCUGAUGUUAAUCUAAUUCCCGAAGCGAACUUGAUACCCGAUGUGCAUCGUGACGCGUCUGUAGAAGUGCAUCCCGCCGGGAUGUUCCCGUCACCAUGGGAGGUGGAUCUCACUCCACGAACGACGCGGGCUGGGGGUGAAAGUAUGCAGUCGAUGGUGCCGCGAUCAGUUACUCCAUUCUACCCGUCUGGCUUGCGUCCGGUGGACCACUACUCAUUGGACUUUUACAUGUCGGACGUUUACCCGUCGGAGCCUACGCGGACAAUAUCGGAACUGGACCCGUUGGCGUCGGAUGGGCCUGUGAUACGGCAGGAGCUGGUACGCUCUAUGUCUGAGUUGAUUCCUCUCGUGUCAGACCUGGCUCCCAACGCAUCGGAGUUGGACGUUUCGGUGAGAAGCACUCGGCCUGUGUCCACAGGAGUGGUGCCUAUCCGACGGGCCGAGCUGGUGCCCCGACUGGACCUAUCCAGGCCGGUAUUUGGUAUUCAUGACGCGGUUCCCUCACCCCUCAAAAGCUUGACUUCUCGGUUAGUCCGCAGGGACCAACCUGUCCAACAAUCUUGGCGGCAGGAUCAGCCGUCUUGGCGGCAGGAUCAGCCGUCUUGGCGGCAGGAUCAGAUAGCUCCCAGGCAAACGGGCCUGUCCUGGCGAGACUCUCGAAUUACCGUCCCAGCCGUUUGGAAACCGAACUCUGGAUCUGCCUUGGCGGCCACUCGUCUGGACACUCCUAGCACUCCCACUUUUGCACCGGUCUCCGCUGGAGUUAGCGUUUCCUUGACGCGCCGCUCCGACGCUAACCUAAUCAAAUCUCCGGCAGCUCCAGCUCCGGUGACUUUGGCUCCAAUUCCAGCGCGAGUGGCUCCGCCUCCCCUCGCUCCGCCUCCCGUGGCUCCGACUAUGGCGGCCCCAACUAUGGUCGCUCCGGCUUUCAUAGGUCCGGCUCCCAUAGGUCCGGCAGUAAUGGGUCCGGCACCGAUAGUUCCGACACCCGUGCCUGCUGCGGUCCGGCCAGCAGAGAGCUCUACGAGAGAGUUGGCGACGCAAAGGACUAAGCUGACUCUAAAAGACGAAUUAAGUCUAGUGCCGGCCCUGGACUUCUCUGCCCGCACCCACAGACCAGUUGCUAGCGACCACGUACCUGUUGGAUCCAGACCCGGCACCGCCACUGCUCGACUUGCAACAGAGUCGCUCGCAACGGAGCAGGCCGUCGCGGAACGGGGCUUCUACCAAACUUCCUCCGGCGUCCCGCUCAUGGCUGGAAACUACCAGCCUGCUAUUACUCACAUGUCAGCACAACUUCUAGACCACCGGCUAAACGAGCGGGUGGAACAAAGCCGGUUGGAACAAAGCCGGUUGGAACGACGAGGACCCGGUUUAGCGGCAGAGGUUCCUAGGAGUACCACCAGGCAAACUUUACAGGAUGUGCGGGACGAAGUGGAUAAGCGGAUGUCUGCUGAGAAACGUAUGCCUGUUGGUAGUCGGGUACCUGAGGCUAAGCGGGAGCCGGGCUCCGGAGCGCCGUACCUGCCGGCCCGGGCGACCAAGUCGGCUCAGACGGCCCAGCCGGCCUUAAGAGGCGACGGGGUGGUGCGAUCUCUUGCGGGAGAGGCGUCGCCACGAUCAGCGUCCGUGAAGGACUCUUCGCCACAAGAUUCCUCGUCGGUGGGGUCUCAUUCGUCAUACACAGCACGCCUUCGCCUCGAACCGGGGACUUUGGGGUUGUCAGUGUUGCCUUCUGCGUCGGAGCGUGUUUUGGCGCCGCCGAAGGUCGUCCCUAGCAGGCGAGCCUCCUUCAGCGCUCCGUUGGGAGCCCCAGACAGACCACAGUCAGCGGGACUCAGACCACUGUCGACCGGAAUCAACUCCCAAUCCAGCGGAGUCCGACCACUCUCAACGGGAGUCCGGCCGCUCUCAACCGGAGUCCCACUCUCCAGCGGAGUCCAGCCACUCUCGACCGGAGUUCGGCCCCAGUCGAGCAGGCCGCAGUCGAGCGGAGUCAGCCCUAUAACAAAUGCACUUAGACCGAGUGCGAUUAGUAAGUCGCUGGCGGUGCGGGCUCCUACGGAUUUGAAGCGCCAGAGUCGAGACUCUCCCGUCCUGCGAGCAAAUGCAGCUCCUGGGAAUCAGACAACCUCCCUUCCACCGACGCGGCCAACGGCGACGCGUCCAACCGUCCCACUGUCUAGACCUCCUGUCCCCAGACCUGUCGUGUCCGGACCUGCUGCAGCCCCGAUCAAUGAGGCCUUUAGGCUCCAGCCGACAACCGCUGCCGCCCAGAAGCGUGCUCCGCCCCCGACACCAGCCAAAGCACCCCUUCUUCUUCUUCCGACCAAGGCCUCUCUUCCGACCAAGGCCUCUCUUCCGACCAAGGCCUCUCUUCCGACUAAGGCCUCUCUUCCGACUAAGGCCUCUCUUCCGGCCAAAGCCACUCUUCCGACCCAAGCCUCGCUUCCGACCAAGGCUGCCCUUCCUCGGACGGUGCAGUCCAUCACAGCACCUAAUGCAACUCCAAUCGUACCUGCACUCUCGUUCGGGCGCCACGAAAUGAUCACCGUGGGGUCUCCCUUACGACUUGCCCAUGAACGUCGACAGCGCGACAGCCCUGAUUCAAGGACCUUCCCAGAUGCUAACGGCAACAAGGCUCCAGCAACCCCGGCAAGCCUGACUCCUACAGCAAAUGCUCCCGGCUCCGGCUCCAGCGGCCAUCCGACAACUCCUGGUUCCAGUGGCAAGCCAAUGCACUUAGUCAGUCCCUUGGACCCGACUAACCCGGGCGUCGCCAGCAGCCAGGGUACGCUAACCUACCAGAAUUUACCACCCAGCCGCGGGGGAGCAAUGGGCACGUGGCUGAAGGCUUCUGAUCGUCCCAGACCCUCCGUGGGUGGCGAUCUUCUCCAGACGAAAUGCGGACCAAGUUCGAUUUCUUCGAAUAGGCAGCCGAAUCUCGUGCAGAAGCCGAGUCAAACGUUAACAGUCGCCCACAACCAAUCUCCUUCGUUCCCGAGCACUCGUCCGGCACCGAACUUCGUCGUCUCUAGCCACCAACCACCCCUUGGUCCGCAGUCUCUUUCCCAACUUCACAAUCGAGCCGACGCACCGCUCGCCCUCGGGCACGACAGCAGCAAGACAGCAGAUCGAGUCCAUGGUCCAACAAACCAGCAGUACGCUGAUCGGCCAAUGCAGACCCUCCUUGCCGGAGCCACCUACGCACCCCGAACGGUGGGUGGACUCACUCCCAUCCAAAGGGCUACUCCCAUCCAGCCCUUCCGGCCACUCACUCCGAUUGGACCACCCGCUUCUGUCCCACCGUCGGCUCCCCUUCAGAGACACGCUACUCAAACUGCCCAGAAACCAACUCCUGGAAAGUCACCUACUCCAGCUACUCCCCGUCAGAGACCUACUCCCCUUCAGAAGCUAACACCGGUCCAGCCGGCUACCCAAAGUACCCCUCUUCAAAGGCCGAUACCCAUCCAACCACAUACUCCUGCGCAAGGUACUACCAUUCAAGGUACGACCAUUCAAGGUACUACCAUGCAGGGCGUUCCUAUUCAGGGUACUCCCAUCCAAGGUACUACCUUGCAGGGUACUCCUACUCAGGGUACUCCUAUUCACAAACACACACCUACUUCCAUUCAGGGGCUUGCGCCCCUUCAGAGACCGACUCCCAUCCGGGGUACUCCGCUUCAGAGGCCAACACCCAUCCAACCACCUACUCCCAUCCAGGGGCCUGCGCCCCUUCAGAGACCGACUCCUCUUAGCAGGCCGGCUCCAGUCCCGGCUCCGGUCCAGGGCUCCCAUCCGAUGUUCGAGAGCCAGGCUCUAAAUAUGCGACAACCGCUAGAGAUACGCCAGCCGAUGGAGCCGCGUCAACCGAUGGAGAUGCGUCCACCGUUGGAGAUGCGACACCCGUUGGUCACGCAGCAACACAGUGAUUACGGGUUGCGGGGCACCCCAUUCCAGACGCCCGAUGGGCAGUCGAAUGGGGCGUCGGGGAUUUUGUCGCCUAGCCGUGACAGUCGCUCGCCCGUGGCCGGUGUUCCUGCCUUGUUGCGGCUGGAGAAGGCUCGAGAGGGGACUGCUUCUCGUUCACGUCUUCCUCGAGCUGCUGCUCCCGAGGCACCGCGGCCUCCUAUAAGCCCCUGCAUGGCUAAGGAAACUCUAUGGCAAAACGCCACACGACCAGCUGGCAAGCGAAGCCACCUGGGACCGACUGCGGGAAGUGGCGACUGCCGCAGUCACGUGCGACCGACACUUUAUGGACCGUCCCCACCGGCGUUUGGAUACCCCGCUGUCCCCACUGCCGGCGAGCGAAGUCGUCUCACUACUCUUGCUAGCGGAGGCAGCAGCGUAGCUCAGACGUAUGGGCCCUACUCACAGACUGGCAGGACGCCGCUGGGGGGCGGGACGCCGUUCGGGAUCACGACCACGGAGUCAGCGCGCACCUCUCCACGAGAUACAACCACGGAACGGCCCAUGGAGCCAUCUGUGCUGGAUCGCGGGGCCGCAGAACGUCUACCCAUCGAUCAGACACCUGUGACGCAUUCUUCUACACAAUCUAUGAAGCAAAACCCGUUCACAUCAGCUGGGAAAAACGUGCACUCUCAAAACAACUUGGUCCAAGCGGCUGCAACACCAUCUACUGCGCCACAUUCUCCAUUCCGGAUUUCGCCAAUGCAUAGCGGCGCGGCGAUACCACCGCGACCGGCAAGUGCGCUACUUACCAGCAUGAAAUCUGCCACCAGCGAAGCGGGCUUGAUUCAACGGCGACAGAAUUCGCCUCCCCCUCACCUACGCAUGGCUCCGGAUCUGGAUCAAGCCAUUCCCUAUGACCCUCUAUUGCCUCCCGCUGAGCUCUUACUUAGCAGUCAGCAGUCAACGAGGUCCUGUAACAAGAUUCCCGAAGUCCGACGACCCGCCAAACGAUCUAUGUGGUCCUGUUGUUUAUUUCCGUCCGAACGAAUCAAGUGA